UGGCGCAACAGUCAAAGAAGCAGAAGCCGAACGGCGGCUGUCUGCGUCGGCCGUCGGCCUUGAUCAUCGUCAGUAAACAUUAAACACUCGUUGUUGAACGUGAAUAUAAGUGUGUAUUCGUGAUUGAAGACGCAAUAGGUUCCAAUAAAGUAACGACAGUGUCUAAUGAAUUGUUGCAAGUGUGAAUGAGUACUGGCAAGAAAAGCGUCUGGUUAAAAGACGCAAGGGGAAAUGUUCUAAACGGUGAAGAGGGCGAGACGAUUACCGAUUGAGAGGGGUAAAGAGAGAGAAAAGGAGUGAAAGGAAGAAGAAAAACAGCAAUAACAAGGGUGGGUGUAGCAAAACGCUUCAUGUGCGUGAAGCGGGCGCGUGGUACGCUCGGCGCUACCACAAAUGAGCUCAGAAACAUUAGCUGCGGCGGCGCCACGGUGGGAAGAUGUCAAACGUCUCGCCGUCACAACUGGUAAAUGGUGAUAACGACAUUUGCGUCGGCGUAGACUUUCAGGAAUAUCACGAAGACGGACAUCAUCGCGACGAGGACAUUAGUGCAUUCUCUUUAGGAGCAGUGGAAGGUGUAACAUCCAUUGACUAUUCUGAAUCACGUACAUCAUUAUCAUCAUCAUCUUCAUCGUCGUCUUCAUCAUCUUUGUUGUCACUGGAGACUCCAAUUGCUGUCAGUAGUAGUAGCAGUGCGGUAACAGCCGCAUACAACAUGGUAGCGGCGAUGAACGAACACUUGUCGUCCUCGUCGGCGACCAACAGCGCUCGUACGAGCGCCCACAACGAAUUUACAAGCGGCCACGCGGCUGAGAACGAAGACAGUAAACCAGCGCCCGCUGGUAUACUCACUUUUCCUUGUGAUUUUGAUCACAUGUACGCGAGUAUGACCGACGGUGGCACCCCGGCUGUCGCGGCCACUGCUACUUCAGCCCUUGGCGUCAGUCCUCUCAGAGGCAACGAGCCUAGACUCAAUGACCUUGCUGAGGUCAAACACCUCAAGGAAUUGUUGCUCCUUCAUCUUGAUCUCAUUCAACAGCAGUCUGAACAAAUUGUUACAAAAGAUAAACUACUCGCGGCUCUUAGACAAGAAAAUGAAACGCUUAAACUGCGCUUGGAGCGUAUGGAUAGAAGAGUUAACCUCCAGAAGUUACGAUCGGAAAGUACAGAAAAUUCCGUUGCAUCUGAUAACACUGGGCCAUGCUCACCACCAAAUUUACACUCUGUUAAUGCAACAUUAACAACAGGAGAUCAUCAAAAAAAUAUUUCCUCUGAGUGUAAUAGUCCACCGUAUAAUGAAAGUUUCAAAAUUCGAUUGAAUACAAGUGGAGGUAUAACAACGGUUAAACAAGAACACUCCAACGAUAAUCAAAGUAAGAAUGACUCUAAACAGGGAGCCAGCAAUGACUCGAGGAUAGAGUGGGAUGGUAAAAGAAAAAGACGAGCAGAUCAAAUAUCCCUUAAUGCCACUGGAAGCAAUAAACGUAAGAGAGGAGUAUCAUGUUCUUCCAAUGUUAGUAACGAUACAUCAUCAACUAUUCCUGAUAGUAAGACAUCUACUCACGAAUUAUGUAGGAAAUCUGAAAAAAAAGGAAAAUCAAUUGUAAAAAAAGAAUCAUUUUUAACAACUGAAGAACAUUAUUAUACUGCAUUAGGAGAUCCAAAUUAUGCUCUUAACACAAAACCUUGUAAGCAAGAAGAGGAUUCUACGAAUUUAGAAGUUCCUAAUUGGAGAAUUAAAAUUUAUACAAGUUGUUAUACAAUGGAGGGAACAGAAAAUUUAGAUGAUGAAAUUUUUAAUAAAAGGCAUUUGAAACUAGAAAAUGAUGAAAGAAGGAGAAAACGAUGGGACGUGCAGAGGAUAAGGGAACAGAGACACAUAGAAAAAUUAAAACAACGACAAGAACGUCAAAAUCAUCAAGCAACAUGUUAUAAUACUAAUCAUACUGGACCUUGUCCAUCAACUACCGAGGAAGAGACUGUAACGACACUAUGGCCGGAAGUUGAACAAAUACAGAGUCUUCAAGUAGAUCCUCAAUUACCAGUUUCUGCAUUUGGCGCACCUAUUCCUAGUUUUACACCUAGUGAAUUCUCCUUACCAUGGCUUCAUUCAACGAGAUCAAAAAAUCGAAGGCCAAAACGAUCGACGGGAAGAAGAAAAUCACGAAGAUAAGCAUUCAUCUAAUGUUUGUAUAAAAUUCUCAGUUGCAUUUUAGUUUUAAAUUAUAUGGUCCUAAAUAGAAUCAAAAAAAAAAAAUAUUAAGUAAUGAACACACUUCUGUGCAAAAAAUAGGCCACCAAAGAUAAUUUUUUUAUAAUUCAUUAUAUUUUUUUAAUACCGAAAAACUUGACUUAACGUACUUCAAAAUUUCGUACAAUUAGUUUACUUUUUUACAUCUUUUUGUCGAUUGCUCAGAUAUUAUUCACAUUAUUAAUUUUUAUUCAUUUUCGACAGAGUUUAUCAUUGCUUAUUUCAUUUAUUUUUUUAAUAUAUCGUGAUAUUUUUAGAUAAUCACAUAAAUUUUAUCAUUAUUUUCCAUUAUCAAGUUUGGAAUAAUAACAAAUGUACUAAUUGAUUAAAUGAGAAACAAUUUUCUUUUUUUAAUUGAUUCAUCUAUUCGAUAUGUACAGUAUUCAUUCAUUACUAUUAACAUUUAUUAUAUUUCUUCAAAACUGUAAAAAUUAUAGAGAAACUAAGAAAAAAUUAUAACUAUAUACGUAUAUAUAUAUAUAAAUAAAUAUAUUAAAUUAUCAGAAAAACUGGAAGAAUGUAAAAAU
Messenger RNA from Chelonus insularis, 2775 nucleotides. RefSeq names its product male-specific lethal 1 homolog. Gene Ontology annotation, cellular component: MSL complex. The transcript is spliced from 4 exons. Lineage: Eukaryota; Metazoa; Arthropoda; Insecta; Hymenoptera; Braconidae. The record is from RefSeq and is a predicted model, not a curated record. The coding region runs from base 437 to 2170 and encodes 577 amino acids. Gene Ontology annotation, molecular function: chromatin binding.